AUGGCCAUGCCCGUCGGCGACAGGACUCAUCGCGAAGUUGCUGAUCCGGACACUGUGGUCGACUCGAUGUGCCUCUUGGACUUGGCUGGUUUAUGCUCACUGGAGUCAGAAUACUUGAAAGGGACAGCUGCCGACACCGCUUGGAUGCGGUGGCAUAAGCCUCCAUGGUGGUCGAUUCUUGAGUGCUCAUCGAGAUUUUUCUGGGGCUCCUCCGGGUUUCCCCUUGAAAGUGGUGACAGAAUGAUGUGGCUCGUGAGCGAACGUGCACAUAACUUUGCCAAUCACGUCUUGAUCCAAGUCUGGUCGCGCACACUGUAUGAGCAAUCUUCCGGUCUCGGUGAAGGAGGUGCAUAUGGACAAGCGCUUGGCGGAGGUGUGGGCGUUGCAAGCAAGAAGUUCAUGCUCACUGGGAAGAGUGGAAGUAGACGAAAGAAGGACAAACCGAAGGAGAAGGACGCGUUUGAUGGCUUCCAGAAGGCUGAAAAACAACGGAAAGUUAUGCUCGAUCUGAGGAGAAACUUCGAGGCAGACAAGGCACGCGUAGAAAAACUGAAGGAAUCGCGGCGGUUCAAGCCCUAUUAA
This is a messenger RNA of Suillus paluster, 582 nucleotides long. RefSeq lists its product as uncharacterized. The transcript has 5 exons. Bases 1 to 582 code for a protein of 193 amino acids. The record is from RefSeq and is a predicted model, not a curated record. NCBI's taxonomy places the organism in Eukaryota, Fungi, Basidiomycota, Agaricomycetes, Boletales, Suillaceae.